AUGCGCCGGUGUUCUUGCAGACGGCUGCUGUUGGUCUCCCUACUGAGCGGAUUCAUUCUGAAUCUCCUUUCACUAUACUUUUACCGGAGAGGGAACACGUUACUAAAGUACUGGAAACCGGUCAAACUGAAGCCAGGUGACCAAAAGCCAUAUGCCACCCUCGCUCUGUCAGAGGAGAACUCAAGUUGCUGGAGGAUCAUCAUCGGUGAUCAAGAAUCGAUCGAAAAGGCUCUUUUGAAGUCCACAGACAAGUACCGAGUCCUUACUGAAAUCUAUUACUUAACGAUGACCCGAGACUGCCCUUCUUUGUUAAGCCGUAAAUACAUCACGUUCCCUUUGAGCGAGGAGGAACGCGACUUCCCCCUGGCCUACACCAUGCUGAUCAAUGAGAACAUCGAGAUGUUUGAGCGGCUCCUCAGGGCCAUCUACGCCCCUCACAACCUGUACUGUGUCCACGUGGAUAGGAAAUCCCCAGAGACAUUUCACUCGGCUGUCCGCGCCGUCGCGUCCUGCUUCCGGAACGUCUUCGUGGUCGGAAGAUUGGAGACGGUAACGUACGCCUCGUGGUCCCGGGUCCGGGCAGACUUAAACUGCAUGGGAGAGCUGCUGGCGAGCCCCGUCCCCUGGAAAUACCUCAUCAAUGUUUGUGGAAAAGAUUUUCCCAUAAAAACUAACCGAGAGAUAGUCUAAAAGCUCAAGGCAAUGAACGGUUCCAACUUCAUAGAAUCGCUCGUUCCACCCGAAUAUAAAAAGAAUCGAUGGAAAUAUCACUAUGAUGUCCGGGAGACUGUUGUCCGAACUGCUCAGAAGAGGGCCCCUCCUGUCCGCGGCUCCAUGUUUGUCGGCAGCGCAUACGUUCUGGUCACCAGAGAAUUCGUGCACAAUUUAUUCGUGCAACCGGAAAUCCAGGCGUUUUUCAAUUGGUCGAUGGACACCUACAGUCCUGAUGAACACAUCUGGGCGACGCUGCAGAGAAUGCCCGAGAUACCAGGCUCCAUUCCGUACAACCCCACUGACCACGGGAGAAGCUCUGUAGCCCAUACGCGGGCAGUGAAAUGGUCCUUCGAGGCCGGUAAUUUGUCGAGAGGAGCCUUUUAUCCGCCGUGUACGGGGAGGUAUCGGAAUCAAAUCUGUAUUUACGGAUCCGGAGAUCUCCAAUGGAUCAUCCGGCAGAAGCCCCUGUUCGCUAACAAGUGUGACCCUGGAGUGGACAACACGACAGUGCAAUGUAUGGAGGAGUAUAUCCGCCACCGCGCCCUUCGCAGUGCUGAAAGUUUGCUCUAA
This is a messenger RNA of Pristis pectinata (smalltooth sawfish), 1284 nucleotides long. Its product is annotated as beta-1,3-galactosyl-O-glycosyl-glycoprotein beta-1,6-N-acetylglucosaminyltransferase 3-like. Gene Ontology annotation, cellular component: membrane. Gene Ontology annotation, molecular function: acetylglucosaminyltransferase activity. Lineage: Eukaryota; Metazoa; Chordata; Chondrichthyes; Rhinopristiformes; Pristidae. The record is from RefSeq and is a predicted model, not a curated record.